Molecule: messenger RNA, 1708 nt
Organism: Pocillopora verrucosa
Lineage: Eukaryota; Metazoa; Cnidaria; Anthozoa; Scleractinia; Pocilloporidae
Source: RefSeq, a predicted model, not a curated record
CGUCCACCUGAGUUUUCUCUUACUAAAGAAAUACGAUGGGCUUUUCACGAAAUUAGUCUCUAUGCUAAAAGGCAAAACGAAAUUGCGAAAUAAUUCUUUUUUUUCCAGCGGAGGGGACGAAAUGUAAAACCGAUAUUUCAGUGGGAGUAAGAGCGGGAAAAUGUCAACCAAUGGCAAAGUUGUCCUUUUUAAGCACCUUAAGGUUAGCUUUGAGUUGAAAAAACAGACCCAACGGGAACAGGAGAUGCAGCAUUACAGAUACAGAUGUUUGCUUCCAUUUCUACGGAAGAUCUCCUUGUGGACAUUGCCACAAAUGCUAGUUUGAAGAAAUUCAAAAGAGAUCAUGUUGUCAUCUGGCAAGGACAAGAAGGAAAUAAUUUUGGGGUCAUUAUCAAAGGAGCUGCGUCAGUGCAUGCCAGGGAGGACCACGGAGGAGCACCUCAACAGGACACUGUAUCAAUACCGCGUGGCCAAAGAGAACGUGUGGCAAUGGUCGGCCAUGAGCUUAGGCACAUUUCAGCGGGAGGUAGCUUCGGUGAAAGGGCCAUGUUAUGUGAACAUCCGCCAUACAACGUGACUGUUAUAGCUGACGAACUGAUGCAUGUGCUACUAAUAGACAGAACGCUUUACGCGAGAUCAUUUGGUGCUCACAAGCUGGAGUGGGAAAAAAAGGUUGAGUUCGUCAAGCAGUCUCCCCUUCUCCGACAUUUGACGCCAGCUAUCCAGAACCUGUUAAUGGAGAACUUAAAACCGCGCGAGAUACAGUUUGGUAAUCGCUUCAUAAAGCAAGGAGGCGUUUGCAAUAGCCUUUUCUUCGUUUGUAGUGGAUGGGGAAAAGUUAUAGCAGAUCUGCGCAUCAGCAGGACCCAGUAUGAAGCAAUGAAAGCAACUUCGAGAAGCAAGGAGAAAUCCUCAGGUCGGAAGACCAUUAGCUGUGACAGGGAAUACAUACACACUAAGAAACUGGAUCCUAGUCGCCCUCUUUCGGUCAUCAACAGACGAAAGUACAUGCAGGAGUUUGGAUACGUUGCCGUAGAGACGCUUUUGAGACAGAGAGAAGUACCUGUGACAACUACAGGUCCAAACGACGUCAUCGGUGACAUUGAGGUUAUAAUGAAUUUCCCAACGUACUGUGCGAGCGUGGAGUGUAUUGAAACCUUGCACGUUUACGAGCUGAGCAAGUUCGAUUUUUAUCAAAUUGUUAACCACAGGAGUACUGAAACAGACGAUCUCUUGCGAAAUGGUGCUCUCGCCAAGCUGUGUUUUCGAGCCCAGCGUCUAAAGAAUAUACCGUUGUACACCUUGCUAUACGAGCGAGCCUUAACUCCUCUCAAAGAACCAACAAGGAAAGCAUCUCUUUGGGCACAAAAGGCCAAUCAAAUUAGAACUAUAAAUAAAAUUGUCGGCAGCUUGAGCAAAAUUCAACGAACGCCUGCAGUGGACAAGACGAAUAACAGCAAGGAAGCCGAGAAGAGGUAUAAGAACGGUGGAGAUUCAUUGGUAAAAACAACCAAUGAAAUUACGACACUGAUCACGUAUUGAGAUUUCAUGAUGGGAAUAAACCUGUUAAAAAAUUUUUCCCAAAUGCGCUCAAUUUCGACUACAGGAAGUCGCCAUUUUUAAUUUUGCACAGGAUACUGUCUGAGCAGUUUCAAAUUGCGGAUUCCGAAAUCGAGUUUUGAGCUCAUUUGGAGACAAUCUUUGAACG